GGCAACCCACUCCAGUGUUCUUGCCUGGAGAAUCCCAGGGACGGGGAAGCCUGGUGGGCUGCUGUCCAUGGGGUUGCACAGAGUCGGACAUGACUGAAGUGACUUAGCAGCAGCAGCAGCAAGGAAAGCCUUCCCUGGGCUCCAGGGUGCCCAGUGUUCCUCCCCCAGGGCCUGUUAGAUCACAUUUUCCACCUGUGGCUGAAGCCCUCUUUAGACUAGGAGCCCCUGAAAGCAGCAAACAUUUCGUUUUUGGCAGUGCUUGACACGGCAUACUUUAAAAAAUCCAAAGAAACAUACAAAGCAUGAAGUAUUAUAAGCAUAAACAUGAAGGGGAUGUUAACAAGUGCCUGACUGACUCUUAGAGGAUGCUUGUCCUGGUUUUAAAAAAGCACAUACUAUGUGUUUUAGAGUCAGGUCCGUAAGUCACAGGUGGUGGCCAGGCAACAGAAUGGAGAUUUGGAGGCAGCAGUAUCUGAGUCUGCCUGGAGCCCUAGGCAAGAUACACAGGCCAGACCUCCUCCUUCCUUGCAGGAGGGAGGCCUCAAAGUGGGAGGAAGUAAAGGCCACCUCCUGGUUGGGGACAGCUGGGGCUGGUGGUUUGGUGGUAGGAGGUGAAAAAAAGUCUCAAGAUCUAGGGGCUGACAGGAGGGGGUGUGGGGAGGGGCCAGGAACACACCCUCCAGGGAGCACCCCCCCCCCCCCCCCCCCCCCUUAAGAUAGUGGAAUGGAUGGUGGUUGGUCCCUGGCCAGCAGGAGAGGGAAAGUGAGAAGCAGGUUUUGGAGAGGGUGGAGGGGGAAAGAAGCUGCCAGUUUCUGCUCUGCUGAGUGUGAGACACCCAGGAAACAUCCCCCCUGGGGACACAUACAUGUGGGUCUGGAACCCAGGGAACUUGGGGUUCAGUCAGUUCUGGGUUGGGACUAAGAAGCAGGUAAGAUGUCCAAGAAGGAAUGGUGAAGACCCUCAGGUGGAGAGGACAGAGGCUGGAGAGUAAGUCCAAAGAAAAGGUGGGAACUCCGGGGCUAUAGGACUUGUGGGCAGAGAGACGUCUCCGGGGCAUUGAUGUCCCCCAGGUCCAACAGAUCCUGAGGAGGGGAGCGGCCGGAAUGCGGGGGGCCUGGAGACAGCCUGGGGUCCGAGGGUCUCAAAGAGAUUGCGAGAGUUGGCCGCCCAGGAACGGGGUGGGCCUGGUCUGGGUGCAGCGGUGAGCUCCCCGUCGAAGCCCGAGGGCGCAUGCGCGGAGCGGCGGGCAUUGUCACGUGCUGCCGUCUGGCCCGCGGUCUCCCGGGAGUGGCCGGAGUGGUCUGGGCAGCGGCGCGUGCGGUGGCUGGGGGACAGCGGCAGCCAAGCCGCCGAAGCCCUCGAGGAUGGAGGUCCUGGACGAGUUCGACAGCGAGUUCCCCCAGACUGUGACCUUCUGCCAGCUCAUCUCCGAGGAGGACUUCGAGAGGCAGGCGGCGACCUACACGGAGCGCGCGCUGCGCCGCCUCUUCCGCAGUCUCGACCGCAACCCGGCGCUGGCCGAGCGCGUGGUGCGCAAGGGCAAGCAGGCCGAGUGCGAGCGGCGCGGGCUCCUCUCCUUCCUCUGGGCCAAGGCGUCGUGUGCGGUCCAGGGGGAGCUGAACGGCUGUAACAGCAUGAGCGCCCUGGAGAUGCACCAGCGCCUGGAACAGCUGAAGAGACGCAUCCACCGCGUGCACCUCUACUCCCAGGGUCCCCUGGUAUGUUUGCUUGUUCUCCUCUGCCUGUGUGUCUUGGACGGUUGCUCUGAAGCUGUGAUGAGAUGCCAAGAGGAGGAGGAGGAAGCGGAAACGGAAGAAACCAGAGCGCAUCGUCUCGGCCGCCCCAGGCCUGCUCCCAGCCCUGCUGCCGCCUGUGCCACCGCUGCUGCCCACGGCCCCCACGGCGGCCCCGCCACCCGCUGUCUACACUAUGCCCAGGGUCUUUGGCCCCUUCCCUCCGCUGCCCAGCACAUCGCUGGAGAAAGUGGAAGUUUCGAGCCCCAUGGUCGACCUGACCCCCCUGGUCCUCAAUCCUGGGGGCUUCCACUUCUCGUACCUGACCAGGAACAAUGCGCACGAGCUCCGCUUCCCCUGGACCUCAGUCUGCAGUAGCCCCGCCGCCCCCGAGGAGACGCCGUCCUCGUCUGUGAGGGCUUCCAUCUUCACCCCGCCUGUCCUGCUCAAGUUCCAGCCUGUGCCCAGACCCACAGGUGACUCAGAGAAUGACCCUGGCAAUGCAGAGUCCGUGCCCCACCAGAGGGAGCAGUCACCCCUUCUGUACAGACCACGGCCGGAGGACGAAUAAACUCCCCUGCUGGUGUCUUCUUA
Molecule: messenger RNA, 2328 nt
Organism: Bubalus bubalis (water buffalo)
Lineage: Eukaryota; Metazoa; Chordata; Mammalia; Artiodactyla; Bovidae
Exons: 8
Coding region: 1366-2112 (248 amino acids)
Source: RefSeq, a predicted model, not a curated record